GUCUAGUCCAUCAACCCUUUUCUCCUCGCUCCAGCUUUUAAGGCAGUUCCUCCACCAUAUUUAAACCGUCACCAUGCGUUCCACAAGCUUCGUCGCCGUCGCCCUUUGCGCGUUCGCUUCUACUGCCUACUCAGCACCUACUCCCCAGUUGAGCAACAUCAUUGGCUCCAUCACUAACCCUGGAGCUGGUAACAACAACAAGUUCGAGGGCAUUGCCAACGGCAAUGGAAACGGUAAUGGCAAUCACAACGAGGCCGGUAACAACAAUGGCAACAAAAACGAGGCUGGCAACAAGAACGGCGCUGGAAACGGCAACACGAUCAAAUUCCCCUCCCUCGGCCUGAAGGAGCGUGAUGCUCAGCCCGGUCUUCUCGACGGCCUCAGCGGCAUCACCAACACCAUUGGCUCCAUCACCAACCCCACUGCCGGCUCAGGCAACUCCUUCAAGGACAUUGCCAACGGCAACGGAAACGGAAACGGCAAUGGCAACUCUGCUGGCAAUGGCAACGGUAACGGCAACUCCGCCGGAAACGGCAACCAGGCUGGCAACGGCAACUCUGUCUCCUUUAAGGCAUAAGUUGGCUGCCGCCCGACAAUAGUUGAUUGUAAGAAAAGCGUGGACGUUUGUGUUAUAAUGGAUAUGGUAUUUUGAGCGUCACCCCGGAGGAGCGCAAGUGCGAGGCACAGUUCCUGCCGAGCGGGUUUUUUAGUUCUCCUGUUGAUACCUUGAGGGAAAUAGUAAUUGAGCAUUAUCUUCAACUCUUGG
Parastagonospora nodorum SN15 is the source of this 766-nucleotide messenger RNA. RefSeq lists its product as hypothetical. The transcript is spliced from 4 exons. The record is from RefSeq and is a predicted model, not a curated record. The coding region runs from base 74 to 577 and encodes 167 amino acids. NCBI's taxonomy places the organism in Eukaryota, Fungi, Ascomycota, Dothideomycetes, Pleosporales, Phaeosphaeriaceae.